AUGGCCGCCGCCCUCACCACCCUCGUCCUCUACUUCCUCGCCACCCAGUUCUACGAGCGCAAGCACCGCGCCGCCGCCGCCGCCGAGACCGACGCCACGGCAGAGGACGACGAGGGGCGCUCCAUCACCACGGCGGCGCUGGAGCCACCCGUGGACGAGGACGAGGACGAGGGCUCCGCCAAGGGCGGCGACGCGGUGCACAUCGUCAGGAUGCGCGCGCACGCGGCGGCGCACGGCCACAGCCACCACCACCACGGCCACGCCCACGGCCACGCGCACGAGGAUGGGGACGAGGGCCAGGUCUCCUUGCACGUGCGCCACAUCGUCGCCCCCCAGAACCCCCAGCCGCACCUGUCAUCCCAGCAACUCCCUGCCCCGCCAGUGCUCGCGUUCCGGCCGCCGUCGAGCAGCCCCGGCCGCCGGAAACAGCCUGCAGCCAACUUUCCCUCCUCUCUUGGACCACCUCACCACCGGCUUAAGUUUGGUGCUUGGAGAGCCUUGUUAGCCCGAGCACCACCUUCCCCUGGUCGAGACCUUCCUCAGGCGUCCUCUCCCGCCGGCCCCGGCCAACCCCGAACGUUGCCGGAGCCGCCGGAAGAGGCUGCAGCCAGCCGGGUCUGCCCAGACCCGAGCCAGGCCGAGCUCAGGUUGCGGGCCUUGGGACCGCACUUCCCCUGCGGCCAAAGCCCCCUGUCGACCCCGGCGAUCUCCUGCAACCCGGCGCGUGCGUCCCCGGCCGUCCCCGCGCCUCGCCGGCCGCCGCCAAGGCCUCCAGCCGCCGCUCGGGUCCUGUGCGGGCGGACCUUGGAGCCGCGCCACUCCCGAGCGCCGCUGUUGCCCCCUGAGGUGGGCACCACCUCCUCCUCGGUCUCCGGCACCGGAUUAUCGCCGCCCCGACCUCCCCCGGUCGCCGCCUUGCCGCCGGCAAGCUCCAACCCGAGAGGAAGUCGGCGGGCCCGAUCUCCGUCGCCGCGCCACCGGCUGCUGCCCGCCGCCGGCCAGCACCUCCCCCGGACCUCCCCGACCUGCUGCUCCCAUCACCGGCCGGAGUGCCCGCCGUCCGAUCGCCGGCGGCCAUCCCUAGCUCCCACAGCUCCGGUCCGGUCGCUUCGUCUCCGCCUUAGCGAGACCGUUUCAGCUUUAUACAGGUGACGUCGCAGGUCCGAGUGGGACGGCAGGUGAGGAGCGAGUCUAGCGCGCGUUAGAGCUCCGUCCCGUUUGGUUAUCUCCUUUCCCCUUGCUUGAAUAAAUAGUAAACUUUUAUUACGGUUCAGUUUCAUUCCGUA
Molecule: messenger RNA, 1286 nt
Organism: Ananas comosus (pineapple)
Lineage: Eukaryota; Viridiplantae; Streptophyta; Magnoliopsida; Poales; Bromeliaceae
Product: extensin-like
Exons: 4
Coding region: 1-1152 (383 amino acids)
Source: RefSeq, a predicted model, not a curated record